GACUCAUCGCCGCCUGGCGACGCCCUUUGGACCUUUUCUUAAGUCAACUGCUCGAUCAACUCAAACGCAGAGUACAGAAGAACGCUUACACCCCGCCAUCGCACACGAUACACCCUCAGCUUCUGUCUCACCCAACGACAUCAACCUCAACUCCUCACGACAACAAUCUAAGACCGCACCUUCAAGAUGUCUGAAGACUGGAACUCCGUCACCAAGAUCGGUAGCCGCACCCGCGGCGGUGCUGCUGGACCCCGCGAGGCUGUUGUCAAGGGCAAGUCUGCGCUGAACGCUGCCCAGCGAAGUGGCGCUCUUAUCUCCACCGAGAAGAAGUACGCUUCUUCCAACGCUGCCUUAGCUUCAGCCUCCCAAGAAGGCCAGCGCCUCACAAAGGUCGAUCGCUCCGACGACAUCGUGAAGCCGAAAACCGUCGGUGUCGCCGUCGGCCAGGCCAUUUCCAAGGCGCGCAGCGAAGCCAAGAAUGACAAGGGCACCACCAUGACGCAGAAGGAUCUCGCCACAAAGUGCAACAGCACGCCGACCAUCAUUGCGGACUUUGAGCGCGGUACCGCCACCCCAGAUCAGAAGCUAUUGGGGACAAUGGAGCGCGUGUUGAACGUGGUGCUCAGAGGCGAGUCUCUUGGACAACCCAAGUUCCCGAACAGGAAGAAGUGAGCGCGAGGAAAGUCGCUCAAGCAGGAUAGUACCCUCCGCACAUUGCGUCGCGGACGAAGCUUCCGCUGUGAUGGAUCUCAUAUUCUGGAUUAGCGGGCGUGGAUUAUCGGGCGUUUGAUGGAAAUCAUGGAAGAAUGACCAAGCACGGGGAGAUUCGACGAAUUUGACGG
Molecule: messenger RNA, 842 nt
Organism: Cucurbitaria berberidis CBS 394.84
Lineage: Eukaryota; Fungi; Ascomycota; Dothideomycetes; Pleosporales; Cucurbitariaceae
Product: multi protein-like protein-bridging factor 1
Exons: 3
Coding region: 187-672 (161 amino acids)
Cellular component (GO): nucleus
Molecular function (GO): DNA binding
Source: RefSeq, a predicted model, not a curated record